CCAUCCACUCACUCGCCCCCAACUCUCUUUAUUUUUAUCUACGCCUCUUCUUCAACUCCCGUCACAAACACAUUCCUUUAUUGCGACUUAUUAUCAAUGGCUCACUGGCCCCUUCUGAGGUGAAAUUGGUACAAACAGAGCUCCGCUCAAGGGCUUCCCUUGAACAUCUCUAAUUUCUCAAAUUCACCAUGAAAAGCGGAACGCGCAUCGCAUUAUGCGUUGUGUCAGUUAUCGUCCUCUCUCUUUACCUACUGGAGGCCCAUAUCCAGGAUAUCUGUAACCAAUACCGCGCCGGCGCAUACUUGGUGGAAUGGUGGUAUCGCAAUUCUGGGUCAAACGUGCCUGCGCACCAUGGCACCCCCGACGACAAAGUCAUUGUCAUGGCAAAGCUCGAAGAGGAGGAUACCAAUUGGGUAGGGGAAGAACUACCUGACUGGCAACGCGCCAUCUACAUCGUUAAUCCGUCGGAAGAAACCCGAAACAACGAAAACAUCCUCACAACUCCCUACAACAAAGGUCAUGAAGCUAUGGCCUACCUCACCUACGUGAUCGACCACUACUAUGUUCUUCCUUCCACCAUCGCCUUCCUUCACGCCCAUCGCUCUGGCUUCUUUAUGGCCUGGCACGUCGACGCACCCCUUCACGACAACGUCAUUGCCAUGCAAAACCUCCAAACAGGCUUCGUCGAACAGAAUGGUUACGCCAAUCUCCGUUGCAAUUGGAACCCAGGCUGCAAGGCCGACCACCGCUUCAACUCGCACGUCACCGAUGAGAUCUGGUGGGAUAUUUUCCAGGGCACCAGCACCCCACCACUCAACAUGUCAUCCCCAUACGAGGUCUCUGAGGUGGACCAAAAUUACAUUCGCAAGCCUGACCAGAUCGCCGCAGCCUGCUGUGCGCAAUUCGCCGUAUCGAAGGACCAGGUGCGCAGGCGCCCGCACGAAGACUACGUUCAGUUCCGACAAUGGCUCGUCGACACAGACCUGACCGAUGCGAAAUCAGGCCGUGUAAUGGAAUUCCUAUGGCAUUUCAUUUUCGGCAUGGACUCCGUUUACUGUCCCGACGAGGAGCUUUGUUACUGUCAGGUUUAUGGACAGUGCUGAUUCCUACCGACCCCAUUCCCGCUCUAUCAAGAGCCUGCAUUACAACAACAUAAGCAGCCCGGCUUACCACCCGCCCUUCAUAUUU
Molecule: messenger RNA, 1188 nt
Organism: Penicillium pulvis
Lineage: Eukaryota; Fungi; Ascomycota; Eurotiomycetes; Eurotiales; Aspergillaceae
Product: DUF3431 domain-containing protein
Exons: 2
Coding region: 189-1103 (304 amino acids)
Source: RefSeq, a predicted model, not a curated record